Oppia nitens is the source of this 1186-nucleotide messenger RNA. RefSeq names its product serine protease HTRA2, mitochondrial-like. The record is from RefSeq and is a predicted model, not a curated record. Lineage: Eukaryota; Metazoa; Arthropoda; Arachnida; Sarcoptiformes; Oppiidae. The transcript is spliced from 4 exons. Gene Ontology annotation, biological process: proteolysis. Gene Ontology annotation, molecular function: serine-type endopeptidase activity; protein binding. Bases 102 to 1130 code for a protein of 342 amino acids.
UAUGUUUUUCUAAUAAAUUCAAUCAAAAACAAUAUAAAUUUCGACAACAAUUCCAAAGAAAUAUCGGUAUUGGCCUAAAAUGUGUUCAUUUAGUUGAUAAUAUGCCAUCAAUUAAUGAUAUUAUGAAAACUGGAUGGACUAAUCUAGUAUUAGUUUUAAAUUUUGGCCACAAUUUGAAUAAUGGAUAUUAUGAUGUCGGUGUCGGAUGUGUUAUCGACACAUAUAAUGGUUUGGUUAUAACCAAUAGUCAUGUGGUCGGUGGUCUAAAUGAAGUAUACAUUCAAAACAAUUGGUACCAAACGGGACGUGUGCCGGCACGUGUAGUAUACGUCGAAACAAGACGCGAUUUGGCACUAUUGCAGUUGUCUUAUCCCAAGUUUACAACUCGGAUAAGCAGUCAGUUUACGUUAGCCGCCAAAGAUCCCGAGUUUGGUGAUCAAGUAAUUAGUUUUGGUUAUCCCGUAAACAUUACUCCGCAUCCCGGCUGUGCUUUUGGUCUAAUUUGUUGUCCACAGUCUUUAGAAAAUGAAAGCUUUUGUCCAACUUUUAUCCAACACUAUACAGGUAUCACAUAUGGCUAUUCUGGAGGAGCACUGGUCAAUGAAAUGGGUCAGUUAGUUGGUGUCAAUCAAAGUGGAAACAUUAUUUUUCACAUUGAUUAUGCAACCACUUGUCUUGACUUAAUUGAAAUUCUUGAUAGUAGUGAUAAAUUUUUUCAUAAUAUGGCUGCUUAUAAAUUGCUUAAAAAAUCUUUCAAUAAAGCUAACCAUACAUUUAGUAAUCGACCAAAACUGGGAGUCGAGAUCAAAUGGUUUAGACAAAUAGAUCUAAUAGAUUAUCAUCGAAAUGGUAAACAAGAGUUUGGAGGAUUUGUUUGGCCACAACAUUUCAAUGGCAAUGGUAUACUUGUAUGGAAUUUAUAUCAACCGACAGGAGGAAACCAAAAUUUACGUCAAUUUGAUAUUAUUACUAAAAUCAAUGAUAAAGAGAUUACAUCAAUGGAUGAAUUUUUGCGUUUAAUUCAUAAUAGUUUCGGCCAUACGUUAAAAAUGACUGUCCAUAGAGUUGACACUAAAGGCUAUACACAUGUUAACACUGAAUGUAUACUUCAAUCGUUUUGUUGGGCCUAAAGUUUGGGACACAAAAUGCUAUAUUUUAAAAAUGUUUUAAAAUAUGUAAAGCAAAC